Messenger RNA from Pseudomassariella vexata, 3245 nucleotides. RefSeq lists its product as uncharacterized. Gene Ontology annotation, molecular function: protein binding. The transcript is spliced from 2 exons. Bases 362 to 3166 code for a protein of 934 amino acids. The record is from RefSeq and is a predicted model, not a curated record. NCBI's taxonomy places the organism in Eukaryota, Fungi, Ascomycota, Sordariomycetes, Amphisphaeriales, Pseudomassariaceae.
ACUCGGAGCUCAUCACUCCACUCCCAUUGAACAGAGUAUGUGCACCUACCAAAGCGUGCUGGGCCGCCAGCCACCACCCUUUAUCUCCGUCAUAGUUGCCCAAAUUCUUUAAAAGACCUCGUCGGGCUUCUUUGCAUUGGGGGCCGAAAUGCAGGCCCUACCAAAUCUCUCCUAUAGGCAGCAGCCCCACUAUCGGGUGGUUGAUUGGCUGUUUCUCAUGCAGGCGUUGCGAACAUGCGGGCGCCCUUUCGUCAGCAAAACGGGUGACCGUCAGCCACAGAAGACGACCAAACCUUGCCCACCUUCACUCAGGUCGUCACAGCCGUGAUCGUUUCCAGGAUCUGUUUCCCACUUUCGCAGCAUGGCAAGCUUCGAGGAUCUGCCGGCAGAGCUGCUCCAUCUCAUUGCUACGUCGAAAUUCGCGUUGCCGGCGUGGUCUCCGCGUCCAAAUCGCCCUGGUGCCCCAUUGUCAUGGCAGCAGAGACACGACAGAGUGCAGCCUGAGUUGGUCCUACGGCCCUCAGACCUGUCGUCAUGGGCUCGCGCGAGUCGGCACCUAUACCGCUGCAUUCUGCCGCUUUUAUACGCCUUCAACCGGGAUUUCCAAUCGUCGAGUUGCGUCGCGUGGGCGGCCAGAGCUGGCGAGAACUCGACGCUCGAGAAGGCUGUUGUAUACAACCUGAACAUCUCGUUGGUACCUAAGUUGGAUAGUCCCGUCGCAAUGCCGGCUGGGCCACCUCCGUAUGGCCAUCCCCGCCGUGGUCCUCCCACUUGUCCCAUGGUCCAUCCUGUCCAACUUGCCGUCAAAAGCGGCCACGCCGCGACGGUGGCUUGGUUCUUGGACCACGGCGUGGACGUGGAACAGACAUUUCGGCCUCUGUGCGAGCACGGCCACCAGAAUGGCGUGUUUUUACCCCUUCUCCAUAUCGCCAUGUGCGCCAGGCAGUCUUCUGUGGUUUCUUUGCUGCUUGACCGAGGUGCACCGCUGGAAUUCAAGAACCAUCCGUGGAAUUGCGGAAGGAACGCUCUUCUCCAGGCCGCAGAGCGAGGUUUGGAUUCUAUCGUCGAGCGUUUGGUCCGAGACGAGGGUAUGAAGAUGUACCCGACCAUCGUCAGAGAGGACAACGCCCUUUCCCAGGCCGUACGCAGUGACAAUAACCUAUCUACAGUCAAGAAGCUCCUGGAAUUAGGCGCACACAUUGACGGUCCGUCGAGGAUCUGGGAGUAUUCGCCACUCUACGACGCGAUACGGCAUGGCAGCUUCAAGGUGGCCCUGGCACUACUCGAGGCCGGUGCAAGCAUAACUUCCGAUGCCUCAGUGUCUUGGUACCCUGAACCUCUGAACCUAUCUCUCCUGCAUCCAGCGCAGAGUGGACACAGAUCUAGUCCGCGAUUAUUUCCCGUUCCUUCGCCUCCGCGGUCCUUUUCGACCAGGUCUUGGUCUUCGUCUUCUUCGUCGCCGUCGGGGGAUGACACGGAAGAACAAAAUCCCGGCAUUUCUGACUUGGAAGAAGAAGUAGCGUCCGACUCAGACGAUUCAGAUGCCUCCAAAACAAGUUCAGAUUCGACUUCAAGCUCAAGUUCGCACAGUAGUUCAACCGUAUCUAUAAGUUCAGACAUCCCCACCAACGGGCUACCUCGACUACCCCUUCUACAAAUCGUGGCUGGAACUACUCCGCCACCGCCACCGCCGCUAUUCCCAGCCCACCACCCCAUGCGCAGGCAUUACCCACCCAACACCUGGAGCACCAACAAGGAGGCCUUCAUAAAAAGGCUACUCGAACUUGGCGUCGACAUCAAUGGAACCAAGAACGAAGCGCUGCCCAUUGUAACAGCGACGGAUUGCAGCGAGACGUGGAUCAUCGCGCUGCUCCUCGAGGCCGGUGCCGACCCCAAUAAGCCCAACAAGAAAAGGCUGUACAACGGCGAGCUCUCGCUGAAUUUGCUGCGAAGGCAGGAUUACAACAACCGGCAGAAAUGGGAAGACAACGUCGCCGAGCUUCUCGCACAUGGGGCUCGCAUCGACCUACCCUGUGGUAUCGACGAGGGAACCAUCCUCGAGCAAGCAGCCGAGGACAGCACGACAGCCCGGAACGCCACCAAGCUCGUCAUUCUCCUAAGGCACACCUCGCUGAAAAAUGUGACCCAGGAGCAUCUAAACCAGGUCCUGGACCUAUCCUUUCGGAAUCAUUGGGGUCUGGCUUGCAUGGCGCUCGUCCACCACGGCGCCCGUCCCCUCACCCAACCGGCCCAAUCUGCGCUGUACUUCACGGCCGUUCAGACGAUCAACUUGAUGCAAAAGGCGAGAGAGCAUGUCGAUCAUGAACCUCAACCCACUGAACUAACCGAGUCCCUCGUGCACCUCGGUCUAGGCGACCAGUCGAUGUCACACCAGCGCCAGCUCGAAUUUCUGCUCCGGUAUGACUUGAACCCCAAACACCAUCUGACCCUCCUGGCUCGAGCCUUGAAAAGGAAGGUAUUAGGCGCUGCGCAUGCGUUGCUGGACUAUCUCAUCCUAGACAUCAGUCGAUUUUUGAAUGCAUGUGUACCAGAAAUGAACGACCUCAUCCCCUAUCUCCUCGACCUAACCAUAGCAUGGGGCCGAGUCUCCCUUCUACGACGCCUACUACAGCUCCCGACCGACGAGCAAUCCCCAAACCUCGUGGCGCUUCUCCAAAAGGCCGUUUUACACGAACACCGUCCGCUCAUCUUAUUCCUCCUAGGCCAAGGCGCCAGCCCACUCCAACCUCCCCCUGCAUCCUCAUGCUCAGGCUCCUCUCAGCUACGAGAAAGAUCGGAGCGCCUCAUAGCGUUUGCCCGAGCGAGGCGAGCCCGGCUUGGAAAAUUGAGGGAAGACGACGAUAGCGUCAACCUGGAACUCGCGGGCUGCCGCCUCUUGAACCGGGCGGCUCAUGCACUUCGUCGUGACCAGCCCAUCGUCGCGGUAUCGGCGUUGCAGUUGUCGAUAUAUAGGGCCAAUAUGGAUUUGGUGCGUGUUAUUCUGCACUCCCUACCGCGUGAUCAACUGAAUGCGGCGAAGGGAAAAGUGCAUGUACCGUGUGUGCUGGAGAAUGCGGUGGAAAUGAGUGAGCUUUUGGAUGUGAGGCAGGAUCGGUUUGUUAGUGACGGCCUUUAUUCUUUGGCGGGAACAACGAUACGACUAUGAUUUAUGAGUUUUGUAUUCGAUUGCGCCUGGAUGAUGUUUAUGUUUUCUUCGCAAUAAAAGUCCACAACUUAACUUAUGA